Hemibagrus wyckioides is the source of this 2631-nucleotide messenger RNA. RefSeq lists its product as uncharacterized. The transcript has 10 exons. The record is from RefSeq and is a predicted model, not a curated record. NCBI's taxonomy places the organism in Eukaryota, Metazoa, Chordata, Actinopteri, Siluriformes, Bagridae. Bases 519 to 1544 code for a protein of 341 amino acids. Gene Ontology annotation, cellular component: external side of plasma membrane. Gene Ontology annotation, biological process: positive regulation of T cell proliferation; T cell costimulation; negative regulation of T cell proliferation.
AAGAGGUCCGGCCUAUAAAAUAGAUUCAUUUAUGAAUAAAGAAACAGGGAAGAUUUCAGUGUGUUUCAUCUCCACUGUCUACAAGUGUACAACUCUGAGGAUCAUGAGAACAUUUCAGUGUGGUGUCUAAAGUUGUUGUUUGAUUUGCAGGCAUUUGUUUGACUUCAUUGAUUGUCUCUGAGCAGGUAGCAGCUUCCAUCCACUGACCCAAAGACAUUCCUGCUGUGGAAGGUUUGAGAAAAUAGCACACUGGUAGACACGGGCAAGAGUAAAGAGGUGGGUGAGGGACAGAGGGAGGGUUGUGGUGAUGGCAUCGUACAUGGAGCAGCUGUCCUUCCCUCAUCCGUGAGAAAGAGAAAGUAAGAGGUUCCUGCCAUUAGUCACUAUUGUAAUACGACACUGUUAUCAGCGGUGGACAGCAGAACCUCCUAAACUGUGAUUUAAAUUUUACUAAUCACAGGAAAUUUUUCCAUCUCCAAGAAAAUCUACAAAAACUCCACAAGCGUCUUACGGUCAUCAUGUCCCUCCUUUAUAUUUCCAUCUUAUGGGUCACUGCCUGUGUGGACAGUGCAGAAUCUCUGGUUAAUGUAUCAGCUCCAGUGGGUUCCACAGUCCUCCUGCCAUGUAAACUGACUGAAGUCUUCACCCAAACAUCAGUUAUUCAGUGGCAGAUCAACAAAAAAGAUCUUGUGUUUGAGAGAAGCAGUGAUGCUACGAGUUCAGGUUCAGGAUAUGAAGGCCGUGUGGAUAUUCCUCUGGAUGAACUACAUAAAGGAAACUGUUCCCUGGUGUUGAAGAACGUCAGAAUCACUGAUGACCAUUUAUACAGUACCUUUACAGUGGAACAUGUGGACAGUACUAACCCUACAGAGGCUAAAGAAAUCACCAGUGUUAGUCUCUCAGUCGAUGUCCUUCAGUUAUCAGCUCGAGUGGGUUCCACAGCUGUCCUGCCGUGUGAAUGGAGCCAUCUGUCCAUCCAGACACCUCAUGUUGAGUGGUUCAUCGAUUCUGAGAUUGUGUUUGAGAGAAAGGGUAAAGAGUCAUUUCAGGGUGAAGGAUAUGAGGGCCGUGUGGAUGUUCCUGAGGACGAGCUGCUUAAAGGAAACUGUUCCCUGGUGUUGAAGAACAUCAGUGUUACUGAUGCAGGAAUCUACAGCAGCUCCAUGCUAGUGAAAGACAAACAGGAACACAGGAACUUCUUGGUCCAGAAGAUUAAACUGUCAGUUGAUGAUGGAAUCAGUAAUGAGAGAGGUUCUUCAUCUGAGGAUUCAGAUUCACACCAGACUGGAGGGAACAUCUGGAUUAUCUGGUUAUGUGUUGGGAUUGGAAUUGUAAUCAUCAUCGGCGUGUAUGUGUGCUACAGCAGGUUACAAGGAAAAUCAUCAUCAUCAGUAUCAUCAUCAUGCUGCAGUCGCACCACCAACUCCACUGAACAGGACGGUCAUCAGGGCAGUGUGCUGUACAAAAGAAGGUCCAGGAAAUCUACUAAGAACAACACAGCAUUAGAUAUGGACAGUGUGACCUCACAGCCACAGAUACACUGACCGACACUGACCACAAAGACAUUGUUCUGCUCUGAUCUCAUCAUGGAAAACAGAUCAUCUUAAACUUAAUCCCUGCAAGACUGAGCUGCUGUUCAUCCCUGGAGCAGCAUCACCAUGUCAGGAUCUUCUGAUUUAUCUGGAAAACUCUCAGACUUCACAUCAUGGACAACCAUCUGCUCUUCUAACUAACCUGACUUGGUCAUGGCUUCUCCUCUAUGUAGCAGGGAUGUGUUUUUACACCAGAUUAUAAAUAUAUUAAUAAAUAGUGAAUUAUUAUGUCAUUAGAUUGCAGCAAUGGGCACAGCAUGAACGAUGGCUGAUGUCAUGUGAAGGAUAAAACUUUAUAGUUGAGGUGGAAUCUGGGUUCAGUUCCUCUCAGCAGUGCCCUUGGAGGGGACAGGUACGAUUCUGCCAGUUUUGGCUAAUUUGUAAAAGAAUUUCCAUCAGGAUCAAUAAAGUUCUAUCUUGUCUUAUCUUUGUCAUAUUAAUACCUAUUGUAAUUAUUCAUUUCAUGUUUAAAGAGUUGAAUAUAAAGGUAUUACCAGCAAAAUGAUUGUCACGUUCAGGGAUUAGUUCAAAUUAAUAACAUAAUGUACUGUUACUCUUUUUUUUUUUUUUUUUUUUUACAAGGGACUUUUUACUACAUCUUUAUUUUUUGGCUGUUUGUGUUUGUGCUGCACAGGAGAUAUGUGCUAGUGGCUAACAUGGAUGUUUAGGAAGAAAGCUUUAUUAAUAUUACAUUACAGCACAGUGAAAUUCUUUCUUCAUAUAGUCCAAUCUUGGAGGUUGGGGUCAGAGCACAGGGUCAGUCAUGAUGCAGUGACCCUGGAGCAGGGAGGGUUACGUGCCUUGCUCUGAGGCCCAGUGGUGGUAGCUUGUGGUGGUGCUGGUGAGCCUUAAUGAGCUUCCACUGCCCCUUUAUAAUUUUGUGAAUUGUGUGACCUUGUGUAUUGAAUCUUGAUAUUCUGUGAUUAACAGGCAGGACAGAGCACCACUGAGCCUAGUCUCUGUCUCUGUAUGUCUUUCACUACACAGGUACUGAGAACAAACUGCUGACAACACAACACAGCUUUGUGUGUAGGAUUUC